AUGUGGGAGAGACUCCAUCGUGAGUACUUCCACAGAGUGAAGACUUUACGAACCACACUGAUCUGGUUGAGCACGACACGUAAUAAUGAUGAUCAAUACUGGGAACCGGCUUCCACAGAAUGGAAACUUUACUGUCAACUUGAACAGCGGAAAGAUCAGAUCGACAGAAGUGACGUCACCGACAGGAAAGCAAUUGGAUCAGGAGAAUUUGGCGUUGUAGAGAAAGCAGUGUGGAAAGUGCAUGAUGGAAGGAAGCUUGCAGUCGCGGUCAAGACUCUGGCAAAUGAAGCCAAUGCUGAUGACCGCGUCAAAUUUCUUCGUGAGGCAGCAAUUAAUGGUCAAUUUCUCCAUCAAAAUGUCGUUCGUCUCUAUGGCGUCGUCACCGUUGGAUCUCCGAUACUUUUGGUUUCGGAAUACAUGGAAAAUGGUGAUCUCAAGCACUACCUUGAAGAACAGAGACCAGAGCGUAGCGGACAGUGUUGCCUUUUGGACUUUAACAAAACCUUACUGAAAAUGUGUCGUGAUAUCGCAAGUGGAAUGGAAUAUUUUUCACGCAAGUAUUUUGUUCACAGAGAUUUGGCCGCAAGAAACAUUUUGGUGAACAAAGAGCUGACUUGCAAGAUUGCAGAUUUUGGCAUGGCACGUGACGUGUCUGACGACAGCUGCUACACGACAAAAGGCGGGAAAGUCCCAUUAAGAUGGUGUGCUCUUGAGGCUUUGAAUUAUAACCAAUAUUCGUCUGCCAGUGACGUGUGGAGCUAUGGAAUUGUCCUCUUUGAAGUGUGGACAUUGGCACUACGUCCUUACAAUCACAUGACAAACAACGAGGUGAUAAAUAGGGUUGAUCUUGGAUAUCGCCUUCCUCCUCCUCCAGGAUGCUCUCGUUCUCUUUAUCAUCUCAUGAUUGACUGUUGGCAUCCCUACUCCGAUGAAAGACCGAGUUUUGGAAACAUCGUGCAGAGGCUUCGAGUGUCUGACGAAUUUCUUUUGAAUAACAGAAAAGAAGAGGAAGGGAUUGAAGGUAAACUCGGAGACAAGCUGGACGUGUCAGAAAACUGCUACACAGACUUGCAACACAUCUAUACAAAAUAUUUAUUGUGAAACAUCGUAUAUAUUAUAAACUGGUACGCAAUGUGUAAAUGGAUCUUGUAAAAUUUUGCUAUUUUAUUCUAGCUAUCUGAGUGAUGGCCGCUAAAACUAGUUAUUGCACUAUUGGUAUUGUAUCUACAAUUGGACGUUGUCAAGUUCAAUAAAUUGUAUGUUUAGUUUGCUACAAUUAGCUUGAUGUUUACAAUCGCUAUAAGUUUUUGCAUUUUAUAACAAUCUUUUCGACAUCUCUAUUUAUUUUUA
This is a messenger RNA of Corticium candelabrum, 1350 nucleotides long. Its product is annotated as ephrin type-A receptor 4a-like. The transcript is spliced from 11 exons. Gene Ontology annotation, cellular component: plasma membrane; signaling receptor complex. Gene Ontology annotation, molecular function: ATP binding; transmembrane receptor protein tyrosine kinase activity. The record is from RefSeq and is a predicted model, not a curated record. Gene Ontology annotation, biological process: protein phosphorylation; positive regulation of kinase activity; cell surface receptor protein tyrosine kinase signaling pathway. The coding region runs from base 1 to 1101 and encodes 366 amino acids. Lineage: Eukaryota; Metazoa; Porifera; Homoscleromorpha; Homosclerophorida; Plakinidae.